Molecule: messenger RNA, 1942 nt
Organism: Strongylocentrotus purpuratus (purple sea urchin)
Lineage: Eukaryota; Metazoa; Echinodermata; Echinoidea; Camarodonta; Strongylocentrotidae
Product: protein Skeletor, isoforms B/C
Exons: 12
Coding region: 158-1927 (589 amino acids)
Source: RefSeq, a predicted model, not a curated record
GUAUAAAACUCACGUGCAAGGAAAAGAGAAGGAAGUGGUCGAGAUAAUUAGAUCUGUGGUUCUACACAUUUUGUCAGUACUGUUUUGAUCAACGAAACGGCCAUUAUAUUUCCUUUUUCGAAUUUAGCAGCUGAUGAUCAUACUGAAAUAGACAACGAUGGAUCUGGCAAACCGGCGAUUGGUCGUCAUUUUGUUGGUGCUUUAUAACGUGGUGUCGCUAUGUCGAGCCCAGUACCAUGGGAAGCUUGUUGGUACCUUUACUGAUAAGUCAACACAUGACAUAGCCGGGACAGUGUACGCAGAGGAUGAGACCACUCUCAGAAUCAUCGGCUUCAGAUAUGACGGUGCUGGUCCAGAUGCUUUCAUUUGGGCUGGAGAAUCCGGGGUACCAUCAGAUGAUGGUUUCAUCAUACCCGAUGAAGAAGGAAGAACGGUAAAGCUUGAAGCGUAUGACAACGUAGAUAUCAGCGUGACCCUACCGGCAGGAAAAACUGUAUCGUCUCUAGCUUGGAUCUCGGUCUGGUGUCGACGAUUUGCGGCAAAUUUUGGAGACCUGACUGUUCCCGCCAACUUCAUAGCCCCUGCCCCUCUGGACCUGGGGGCCCUCGGCUUCGCACCUCGUGUGCACAACACCUAUGCGUCUGCCGUGAUCAUCUUAAACGCAAAGCAGAUCCGAGUUGAGAAUCUGGUCUAUGAUGGUCAAGGACCAAGAGCAUAUUUCUGGGUUGGACCGGGAGGGACCCCUAACAAUGUUGGCGACUAUGAAAUUCAAGACGAAACGGGAAGUACUGGUGUUAUCAACGCGUACAACGGUGAAACGAUCACCCUUACCCUCCCCGAGGGUACAGAUAUAUUCGACAUCGGACACUUCGGGCUGUGGUGCAUCGCGUUCACGCAGGACUUCGGGCACGUCGACAUCCCUUCGCAAGGCGAGCUCAACAUCCCUCCAGCACCUCUCACCCCCGGCGGAUCAACGAGAUUGACGUUUCCAAACUGCGAGACGCUGGUCGAAGACGAGCUUCAAGUGAGUUGGAUGAUCAACGGCACCGACAUCGUCAUCCGACUGAGCAGCACCAAUGACACCGCCGACUACGCCGCGUUCGGUCUUAGUGGAUCGCCAACGGGUACUUUGAUGGUUGGCGGGGAUGUUGUAGUGACUUUCAUCGAUAAUAUGAAAGCUCCUCAGGCCGUUGACUACUAUCUUCAAGGCCAAGCUCAGUGUUCCCCUCAAAAUGGCGGUGGUGCCUGUCCAGAUACAAUUUCAUCAGCACAAGACGGUAACAACAACGCAGAAUUGGUUGAGUCAUAUUAUGAGGAGAACGGAGUCACAAACAUUGUUUACCGCCGACCUCUAGCUGCAUCUGACGCAACAUAUGACAAGGCUUUCACUACCGAUGGUCCAAUCUACGUCAUCUGGGCUCGAGGGCCUAUUAAUCGUGAUGGGCGUGUUGCUUACCACAAUGUACGACGAUCACUUAAGUCUUCAAAUCUCCAGAUCGAUUUCGGACGUCCUAACUCCACGUGCCCACCUCUCGGCCAGAAUGCUACUGUGCCACCCGUAACAGAUGGCUGGGUGAUCCCAGGAAUUGAAGAACUUGAAACAGCUACCUUCACCGUGGAGAUGGGAUUGUCUGGUGGAAGCAAAGGAUAUGAAUAUAUCACUGGCCGUGUUGGUUGGGGAAUCGCAUGGUUUAUCAACGGUCAGCUAAUUCCUGAGUUAACCCUGAGACGCAACGUGACCUACACAUUCCUUGUCAGUGGUGGAGAUGACCCGGUCGUUAGUGGUAACUAUCAUCCCUUCUAUAUUACUGAUGACGUCAACGGUGGCUAUGCGCAGCUCACCGAAGCAGAACGACAGGUGAGUUUGUCAUGCUGGUAUCUUCUGGCGCAGUUCGAAUGGCAAAAGGGCGCUCUUUCGAUUCGAUGAUUUCAUAGCUGUAAU